AGGAGGGUGAUGGGCGGAGUUAAAUGGUCCGGGUGGGGGUGAGGUCUACAUAUGUUACUUUUUCCCGCAUUCGAGGAGGAGUAAAUACUCCAAAACAAAAUAUCAAAAAGAAAAUCCGACGGGACACUGGGGUGAAUAUAACAGCGGCACAGAAAUCAACAGCAAUGCGAUCGGAGAGCUGCUUCCGGGUAUCGCUGGGAACGAGAGGAAAUAGAUAUUGAAGCCUCAGUGCAUUCUGGGUGCAAGAAAUUAACGAUCUAUUUACAGCUUUACGCAUUUGUUAAAUUCCAUUCCGGUGCAAGUGGAUGCGUGGCUAAAGUGCAACUGGUUGAGUUUUUAAAAAAUUCUUUAAAUUGUGUGUUUUUGGUCCUUUGGAGUUAGGAAGAGCUGUGGAUUUAGCCUGGUUGUCUGGUUCUCGCAAGUAGGGAACAUGACCAAGUGGCAGAAGAAGACCCCUCUGGAAUGGCUGACAUAUGUGAAUAAAGAAGUCAAUGUUCUGGCUGCUGAGAAACACAAAUAUCAAGGGUGGGUCUUAACAGUUGACCCUGUAUCAGCCAACAUUCUUCUGGCACAUCCUCUUGAGAAUGGAAAAAUGUCCAUUUCAGCAGUCCUGGGCCAUGCAGUGCAAGAUGUUGAAAUAUUGGCCGAAGCAGAUGAUGAGAUAAAAGAGAAACUUGCACACCUCUUCAUGCCUGAACAGAGGCAAAGGUAUAGUCAAGAAGAGCUGGAGAAAAAGAAAACCAGUCUGAAGGAUUGGCUGGAGACAAACCAUAUUCCUGUGAAAGAGCAAGGAGAGUCACAAACAAUGCUGUGUGUUGCAGGAGUGUUAACUAUUGAUUCACCUUAUCGGCCAGAAGACUGCAGUAGUUCCAAUGAAAUAAUUUUGUCCAGAGUCCAAGGAUUGAUACAGGGUUAUCUUGCACUUCAGCAAUGUCAGAUAUAGUUCUCAAGUAGUGGGAAGAAGUUUAAUGUACUUGUAGGGUCAAUGGACUGCCUUUUCUCUCCAAGGUCUGUCUGUUAAUUGGUGUCAAGAUAUUUACCAUUGAAGCAAAGAUCUUCUGGCUACCUUUGUUCACAGAAUAACCAGCUUAAUUGAAAGCAAUGUGUGUGGUACAUUUAAAAGUCAUCUGACUUUGUUUUGGAAUCCUGGAACUGAUCCUUCUCCAGAACAUUUUGCAGACUCCUAUGUAAAAAUGUCCCAACGAAAGUAUCACAGCUACUAGGACUUCCUCUUGUCAUCCAGCUAUAAAAUAUUUAUGAAUAUCUGUAUUGAAAUAGUCCAGACACUGCCCUUUCAUGAAAUAUCAAAAGCACACCAUAUAGGACAGUUUUCUUUAUAGUGUCUUGUUCAAGUAGUGUUUGUGGAUGAGAGAUGGCCUGCAACUGUACAUUCUGCCUUCCCCCUCUGAAAUUGGCUUUGUAUUUACCAGUUAGUGGUAUGUUUAAAGAUAUAACAGCAUCUGUUGGGUAUGAGGAACCUUGAAGUUCUGUUGGGAAGCCAAAGGUUAUCCAAAUAAUUUUUCAGGGUGGGACGUUUUAUUUGUUAAAGUGACAAAGUAGAACAAUCAUUGAGAGGAACACGUUACAUAUCUGUUAUUGGAUCGUCUGAUGUAGUUUUAAUGUUAAAAAGGGUGUGUGUGUGGUGGGGGAGAGAUCAGUGCUUUGGAGGUGAGGUAAUCUCUGAGGGUUGCUUUAAUACUUUGACCUUAUACUUGUCUACUGACAGAAAUUAGGCCUGCUGAAUUCCUGUUGGCACCAGAAGGCAAAAGAAACAAAAGCUAGUAUAAGUUCAGGGUAGCCAUUUUUCUAUCAAAACAGGGCAGAGUUAUUUUUGAUUUAAAAAAAUACAUUGGGAUAGCUAUCAUAUAUCUGUUGGGCCUCUAAACUCUAACCCCUUACCCUCACGGGCAGCAUGAACCAUUUUGAACACCAACAAAACAAUAUGCUGGGUAAAAAUAAAAAAAUCCAUUCAGUUAUUCUCUUGCCUUUCAAGCUUAUUUCUAUUUACUUGUCACUUUCUCACUUGACCAUAGCUUGUUUCUUCAAUGCCUCAGGUAUUUCUAGCUACUGAGCCCUCAUCAACAGAUGUCAAAUGCUUACCUUUGAUUGGGUAAAUUAGUCUUGUGCCUACACUCAUGCGCAAACCUCCCCCCUAAAAACCCCCUGUAAGGGUUGAGCAUCACUGUAAUAUGCCUCCAGGCUUCUGAACACUGGCUGCCGUGUCAACUAAAAAGAAGAAAAGCUCAUCCUGUGCAAAUCUACCCAAGUGAUAAGAGCCAGAGGCCAUUGUUUUCCCAGGACUUACAAUAGUGACUGAAGAGUGCUGAAUUUUUCUUUGAUUCACAAUGUGCAAGUGUCACACUUCAAGCAAAAUACAGGAGUAAAAAAAAAAUUGGUUUUAGUGAUCAACAUUUAUUUGUAGAGCUCAUUAUUUGCAUUUUCGAUCAAUGAACAGUCCAAGUGAUAUAAAAUCACAGUAAGUUUUCUAACAACAUACUGAUCAAUUUUUAUCACCAGAUAUACCUGUAUACUCAUUUAGGGAUUUUCCUCCCCAAAACAUGUCUGUUACACAAUUACAAGGUACAAAUUUAUUUUCAUACUAUUGUAUAAAAAGCUGCCCAAGGCUAAAAGCAUAACGAACUAUCAGAGUAAGCUCCUUGCUCUGAAAUUCCUCAACCAUUUUUUCCCCUAAACAACCCUGUGUAUGAAUUACAUGGUAAUGUAUGUAUGUUAUGUUUGGAAUAAUAAAUUUUUAAAAAUGAAAAAAAAAAA
This is a messenger RNA of Heteronotia binoei (common prickly gecko), 2772 nucleotides long. It is a transcript of the gene GEMIN6, whose product is annotated as gem nuclear organelle associated protein 6. Gene Ontology annotation, biological process: spliceosomal complex assembly; spliceosomal snRNP assembly. Bases 431 to 943 code for a protein of 170 amino acids. The transcript has 3 exons. Gene Ontology annotation, cellular component: SMN complex; nucleus. NCBI's taxonomy places the organism in Eukaryota, Metazoa, Chordata, Lepidosauria, Squamata, Gekkonidae. The record is from RefSeq and is a predicted model, not a curated record.